Candoia aspera is the source of this 2749-nucleotide messenger RNA. It is a transcript of the gene SIRAL1, whose product is annotated as family with sequence similarity 118 member B. The transcript has 8 exons. The coding region runs from base 108 to 1154 and encodes 348 amino acids. The record is from RefSeq and is a predicted model, not a curated record. NCBI's taxonomy places the organism in Eukaryota, Metazoa, Chordata, Lepidosauria, Squamata, Candoiidae.
UAUGGGAGAGGUUUUUAUGCAAAGGAAAAUCUGAGGAAUCCUUGCAUUCAUGCAGACUGUGAUCUUUCCGUAGUAGCUGAUCUCAAAGCUUAGGCAGCCAAAACUGGAUGGCUUCUAAUGCAAAUCUCAGGCUGGACAAAGGAACUCUGCUGGAGGAUGGAAUGCCAGCUGCGAAGAAGCCUAGGAAACUGUUGCCAAGUCUAAAAUGCAAAAAGCCCCAGGAUCUAGUCCUGGUGAUUGGAACAGGCAUCAGUGCAGCCGUCGCUCCUCAAGUGCCAGCCUUGAAGUCUUGGAAGGGCUUAAUCCAGGCCCUGCUGGAUGCUGCAAUUGACUUUGACCUUCUGGAAGAGGAGGAGAGGAGAAGAUUUCAGAAGUGUCUCGAGGACAAUAAAAACCUCAUCCAUGUUGCUCAUGAUCUGAUCCAAAAACUGUCUCCUCGCACAAGCAAUGUCAGGUCUUCCUUUUUCAAAGACUGCUUGUACGAGGUCUUUGAUGACCUGGAGUCCAAGAUGGAAGACACCGGGAAACAACUCCUGAGAUCAGUGCUUCACCUGAUGGGGGACGGUGCCCUUGUUCUGACCACAAACUUUGAUAACCUGCUGGAAAUCUAUGCAGCUGAUCAGGGGAAGCAGCUUGAAUCUCUUGACCUCACCGAUGAGAAAAAGGUCCUUGAGUGGGCACAGGAGAAGAGGAAGCUGAGUGUCCUUCAUAUUCAUGGAGUCUACACCAAUCCCAGUGGAAUAGUGCUUCAUCCUGCUGGUUACCAGAAUGUCCUACGCAAUGUAGAAGUUAUGCGGGAGAUCCAGAAGUUGUACGAAGCCAAAUCUUUCCUGUUCCUAGGCUGUGGUUGGACUGUGGAUGAUACAACCUUCCAAGCCCUCUUCCUAGAAGCUGUGAAACACAAAUCAGAUCUGGAGCACUUUAUGCUCGUACGUCGUGGGGAUGUGGAUGAAUUUAAGAAACUCCGGGAGAACAUGCUUGACAAAGGGAUUAAAGUCAUCUCCUAUGGGGAGGAAUACACAGACUUGCCUGAAUAUUUUGAGAGGCUGGCAAAUGAGAUCUCCAGCCGGGGUCAAGCGGGUCCACUUCAGGAGGGACAACUGAAUGGCACAGUUACCGUGCGUAUUGAAAGCAAAGGGAGGAAUACUUUUUAAAAAGGGAACUUCCAUGUUUUACAAGACACCUUAGCUUGGUAAGAACUCCCUGAACUAUGGAAGAAACCUGGUUUGGUCAGGUGAAACAGAUUGUGUGUGCUUCCUUGUGUAGAGUAACUAGGGGAAUAUCCAGGAGUUUGUCCAUUCGGUUGCCGGGGUUGGACCCAGCCGAAUGGGGCCUACAGGGCACAUUGAUAUUGUUCCUGGUUUAUUAAUGCAGAAAUGCUCCUGAUCACUUAAUAGACCCCAUAAGCUUAGGAACAGGAAGCACAUGCAACAACUUGGGUUCCCAGUUCUGUUCAUUGCAGGAUCCCCUUGUGAAAAAAACGCCUAGCCUGUUUCAGCAUCAAGAAUCCAUGGGUGAGGGGUAUCACUUCUGCUAAGAGAAGUAACAUGAUGCACAGAGGGCCUGCAUUUCAUUUGUAGACUCUAGUCCUCUCGCGCAUCACUCUUACAUGGCUAGAAUUUGGCAGAAUGUCCCGAAGCUGUCCUAAGUUAUCACUCCAUAAACUUGGUGUUGUGCGAGAGGAUGGAUCCCAUUGUUGUGACAAUCGGUGGUUUGCCAUAUGGUGGCAAACUUGGAACAUGUGCCUUUUCAGUCUUCUGGGGCUAGCUUGUUAAUCAUGUCAGCCAUUUGUGUAGUUACCAGCUCUUUCUGGUUCUCCACAUUCUUAGGAUGUCUUCCUUCAGUAAGGACUGACAGCAUCUGAAGGUACUGACUCCUCAGUGAGUAACUACGAGCGUGCUUGGCAUGUUGCCAGAGCAACACUGACUCCUCAGUGAGUAACUAUGAGCGUGUUUGGCAUGUUGCCAGAGCAACACUGACAUGCAAGUUCUGUAGAUCAGUGUUUCUCAACCUCAGCAACAUUAAGAUGUGUAGACUAUCCAUGCUGGCUGGGGGAAUUCUGGGAGUUGAAGUCCACACAUCUUAAUGUUGCUGAGGUUGAGAAACCCUGCUGUAGAUGAAGACAUUAUGCUGGGAACUCCUUCUGAGACAUGAGAUUUUCCCAGAGAUGUGUGAUGAAGGCAUGCUGAUCAAGACAUGGUGAUCUCAUUUUCUAUUUAGGGCUUGUAUCAAUAAGGAGAUCCAGCCUCUCCUCAAAACUGAGUGUUUAGUACUACUACUUUGAUAUUCUGUAAAAUUUAGACUGAACCACAUGAACAUUUUUUAAAAAAUAAGUGAAGCUCUAAUUUUUUAAAUCUUUCUUUGUAUAAAUGUUUUAUACAUUUUUUUUAAAAAAAAGUUUACUUGUCUCUGAUUUACAUGUGCUUUACAUAAAUUAUGGCUGUUAAUAAUGGUGGUAGUCUGCAUAAGCAGCAUACUUUUGGUUAACUAACCCAUGGUUUACAUAACUACCCAAUUUUCUGGGUUUGCAUGAUACAAUGUGCUAAAAUAUAGUUGGCUAAUUUGUGGUUCAGCUGUUUGCUGCAGUUAAGAAAGCUGGUCUGAAGCUAGCUGGGCUGGACACGUUAACCAUAUUUUGUCUGCUUUCAUGUAUUAUUAAGUUGUGACCUUUUUAAGCUAUUGUUUGCUGAACAAACUAAUGUCUUGGUUUGUGUAUGACACUAAGCCAAAAAUAAACCACAUGAAGGCU